AAUAACAAAAUAUGCAUUCAUCAACCGUAUUCCUUAAGUUUUUCCGUGCAACAUGUACCAUUCUUUUCGAAAAAACUCAUUCAGUCUUGUGCUGUUCCCCGAAACUCAUUGAACUAGUGCUCGAUAGUGUCGUCAAAAUUAGUGAAUAUACAUUCGGUCUUGUGCUGUUUCCCUAAACUCAUUGGACUAGUGCUUGAUAGUGUUGUGCAAAAUAGUGGAAAUACAUUCAAUUUUGUGUUUUUUUCCUAGACUCAUUGAACUAGUACAGGAUAGUGUUGUGCAAUGGCGGAUGAAGAAACGCGUGAGAUUUUAAUAAAGUGGAAUUUUGAAGAUCUAGUUGAUACAUUCAAAGCAUCAAAAAUAACAAUCAAUAGAUUUAAACUUCUUGAUGAUGCAUCCAUCAAACAGCUUAUUCCAAUAAUUGGUGACCAGCUGGAAUUCACGUUCAAAUGGAAAAAUUUUUUGAAAAAAGAUACAUUUCAUCAAGACUGUUCCACGCCAUCAACUUCUUCUGAAAUCCCGACCAGUGACAAUGAAGAGUGUAGUGAAAUUAUAUCUGGUGAAAGCAGUGACUCUCAUAAUAACGGAAACCGUACAAUAAACGAUCGGCCAUAUGGUCACGAAAGUGAAUAUAGGAAAAAGAUUAAAAACGACACAUCAAAUUACGUUCAAACACUCUUACAGAACUCUGGUGCAUUCGGCGAAGUUUUAACUGAAGAAUACCGACUCAACGGUGAGUUAUCUGAUCUGUCCAGUCUGCAACUAUGUGACAUCAUUGUUUCAGACUUAAUUACGAGCUGUGACAGUUAUGUAUCCAAUGAUGAUUUGUCUGACAUAACGGAUGAAAUCCUUCAAAUUUUCCCGAACGAGCAACGGGAUACGUAUUACAUUUCUCCUAAAAGAAAGCGGGAUACCGAAAAUAAUAUCCAUACGAAAAGAAGAGGCAGACUUGGCGAUAAAUUCGCUAAUAAAUUACAGAGAUACAGAUCCAUGAGCGGCUGGUCAUCUAAACGGAAACAAUCGAAUGCAGUGAAGAAAAUUCCAGUGGAGAUAUCAGAUGAAAUCAAACAAUUGUUGUAUUGGAUAGAACAUAACAACACUUUUCCGGAAAUAAUUGAAUAUUGGAGAAAAACUUGUCGGGCACGCUACCAUCAAUUAAUUACUACUGAUGGUACCGUCUCUGAUUAUUUUAAAAAAUAUUCGGCCCUUGCUAAUGCUGAGCAUGGGCAUAAACUCCUCGAUAUAGAUUUUGCAGAAUUAUAUCCUACAGCAGUUUCUAAUAUUUUUUCGGCUUGGGACAGUUUCUUUGAUAAACUAUCCAAGUCGCAACCAAGCUGCGAGUUAGAAAAACAUCUAUGGGACACACUCGAGAAGGACGACGUCAAUAAAUACUCAAAACAAUUCAUACAAAUCUCUUUAUUAGCAUAUUUGCUCCCUCCAAAAGCAGGCGUUGUACGGAAAGGGAAUGAGAUUUGGAAACCAAGUUGUCCAGAGAGUCAACGUGGUAUGGUUGCUUACGUCCGAACAUCAGAUGACAUUCUAUCCAGUCACGACCAAUUAGUCGACCAAAUGCAUCAGUAUGGAUUAAAAGUUCAGCCGUACAUCAUUGGACAAGGAGCUACUUUGGAAAGUGUGAGCAAUUUUUAUGUAAUAGUUGAUAAAGUGCGUUACCAGUUCGACUCGCCGUUAAAGGCAUUAGAUAUUUGUUUUAAGAUUUUUUUUGCAUGUCAUGCAGAAUACCCCCCACAAUCACGACAAAUUUGGUUUUUUUUGCAAUUAGCAUUAUAUAAAUUCACAACCCCCUACGAUACGAAAUACCCCCAUCUUGCCAGAAUUUUGAAACACUUCAAGUGA
Chelonus insularis is the source of this 1854-nucleotide messenger RNA. RefSeq lists its product as uncharacterized. The record is from RefSeq and is a predicted model, not a curated record. The transcript is spliced from 7 exons. The coding region runs from base 283 to 1854 and encodes 523 amino acids. NCBI's taxonomy places the organism in Eukaryota, Metazoa, Arthropoda, Insecta, Hymenoptera, Braconidae.